Molecule: messenger RNA, 4319 nt
Organism: Punica granatum (pomegranate)
Lineage: Eukaryota; Viridiplantae; Streptophyta; Magnoliopsida; Myrtales; Lythraceae
Source: RefSeq, a predicted model, not a curated record
UCGAUCGCCCCCAUGGCGGGGAAAAUUUCCCACGAGCGACAGAGAACUUUGGUAACGUAACGCUCUUUCCUUCGGAUGAGAUCUGGAAGGUCUGCUCCAAUGGAGGAUGACGAUGACGAUGAUGAUGAUUCACAUUCCACGGGCUGUUCGCGCCUGCAAUUUCAAUCGGCAGAGGAGAGGAAAACGGUUGCCAACUUCAGUGUCCAGUAAUGAGAUCAUUUGGCUUUCUUCACAUCUUUUUCUCCAAAUCAAAUUACCCGUCUUGGAACUUCAGCGAGUAUUCUUACUGAAAGAUGGAUCAGAGUGUACGCAAGAAGCAGCAAAUGCUAUUUAUACAGCAUCUCUCUUGGCUAAAGUAUUGCAUUGUUUUCUUUUCAAACAAUUGUCAUAUCUCGAGCUGACACUUUGAGCAAGGGUUGGCGAUUUCUUGCUACAAAAAGUCGAGAAAUUGUCUGGGAUACAGUUAAAUACAAAGCUAUGUGAAGUACCCGGAAAUCUGCCUCAGAUUCUUGCUCUUACAGCUAUGUGUUUAAUUAGAAACCAUAACAGGAUAGUGAAUCCUUGCAAAAGCUGACUACUUAUAUCUCAGUCAGAACAAAUUGCAAUAUCUAUUCAGCUGGUAGGCCUAAGCAUUCUACUUAUGAAUGUAUAGCACUACUACUAGCUGUAGGGAUAUUGCUGUUUGAUCUGAAUGGUCAAUCUUGGGGAAAAUUUUGCCAUCCAUUCGAUGAUGGCUAAUUAAAGAACUUGGUUACUACAUCCUUGCUGGUAUCUUUACUUAGAAAUGUAAACUGGAGCUUAGCUAAAAUUCCGAAGAUUUGGCAGCUAAUGCUAUGCUUCUUUGAAGGACAGUAUAAUGAGCAGGUAUGUCCUAAUAUUCUAUUUCCACUGUCUGUGUACUACACCCAUAAAGUACUCUUUACGCUUGUCCUGACUUUCGUAUCAUAUUGUAGUUAGUUUUGAUUUCCUGAGAGUAAGAAUAUGAUGUAAUUUUCUAGUAUGAAAGGUCUUAUUGGUCUAGUUAUCUGCACUAUGGAGUCAUUAAUGCAUGCUUUAUUAUCCACUUGCUUUCUGCUCCGUGGUCUCUCUAAUUUUUGGGAUUAGACCCAUGCAUGAGGCUCUUCAUUUCUUGAAUGCUGGCAUCUUCGCAUAAUGUACUGCCUCACUUAAAUAGGGAAGUCACUCUUACAAAUAAUGUUGAGAUUACAAAUAUACAGUGCAUUGUAGAUUUUAGCCACCAUUAAAGUUAAAUCUCGAGAGAACCUUAGAAAGGAGAUAUGUGGUAAAGAUUUAAUGUUCUCAGCGACUUGCUUAGAUCACCAGGUCAUUGUAGAAUUCGACAAUCAAUAAUGCUCAUUGAAUAUUUAAGCCUUAUAAAAGUCUCAAUUUCUCAACAGGGAUUUCUUCGUGUUCAUACUUCCAGUAGUUUGGGUGCAACUCAAUCCUCUGAGAGGCUGUUGAGUUGAAGCUGUCCGAAAUAUGCGAAGUGCUUUAACUUAAUAGCGAACAUUCCUUUUGCGUGCAUGUAACACGAGGAUAUAUAUUAUCAGCCAGAUGAUUUUUCUUUUGCUCCUGAAAGUGCUAAUAACAUUGAUGCUUGGGCUUCAAAAACACCUCUGGGUUAUGGUUUUGUUGUCUAAUGCUUUCUUUCAUCAAGAAGUAUAAGAUAUACUUAAAGAGUUCAAUUGAAUUUUGCCGUUUGGAAUCAAAAUGAUACUAGAAUCACUUAAAAAAUACAAGAUUUACAUUGGAUAUGGAAUCGGGCCAACAUCAACAAGCUUUAGCUAGAAUUCAAUUCAAUUGAAAGGAGUAAGCUUAUCAAAAUAAUUUAUUUCAAUUCUAGUGUGUUUCAAACAAGAUUAUUAAAUUUAUUUCAAUUAAAUCCAUUGAUAUUCCAAACAGCAUAAUUCAGUUACAAUUGAAUUAAAUUGAAUUGAACUGAAUUGAAAUCAAUUGAAUUGAAAUCAUUUCUUGCAAGAAUUGAUUCCAAAUGGGUGAAUACGCCAUGGAACUAUCAUAUAUGAGUUCCUCUUCUUCUUGAAGUGGGUGAGCAUAUCUUAUUUGCUUAUUUUCUUGUACAUUGUUCUACAUUUUAAAAAACGAACAAUAUUUUUAUUAAUGACGUAAAUAAUGGCAUAAAUGUUAUUGCCAUUUGUCUAGCAAUACUGCCUUGCAACGUUGUUUAUAUUAAUUUUACUUUUCCAGUCAAGAUUACCAUGCAGGGCAACACGAGGCAUUAAUUCCGACACCUCUUCUAGUAUAGACCAUAAAUUGAGGUCUCCAAGAAAUGGCCGUUACACUCCAAUGGGACUUUUAUAAGGAGCAGAAGAAGUGGGUCUCUCAGAGUAUACUCCGGCGAACUUUUCCGAAAUUCGUAAGACAGGCCAAAAGAAGAAUUAAUCAAUCAUGUCUUGUGGAGAGCAUAGAAGGAGUACGCGGAUUGUUGAACUAGAAGCAAAAAAGCCUGAAAAAGCAGUUAACAAGAAGAAACUUGAGAUCAGUUUCGGCACUGCUGAAGGUCAAUUUAGUCAAAGGCAGAGGAGAAAAAAACCUAAGGUCAAUCAUGGCUCAAGCAUCAGAGCUACAGCUUCUGAUGAAGCAGUUGCAGCGUCAUCUAACACUCCAUUACCUCCAACCAGUGCUCUUGAAUUGUUACUUGAUAUUCUGAAAAGGAGAGAUACCCUCAAGAUUUUUGCUGAGCCAGUGAAUGCUGCAGAGGUGCAAGGCUAUGACGUUGUUGUGAAGGAUCCAAUGGACUUUGGAACAAUUUCAUCAAAACUUAGCAGGGGAGAAUAUAAGAUGCUUGAAGAAUUUGAGCAUGAUGUUUUCCUGGUAUUCAGCAACGCUAUGCUUUUCAAUGACUGCAGGACCGUCUUUUACAGACAGGCCCGUACAAUUAGAGAUGUUGCCAAAAAGUUAUUUAUGGCUCUUCGAACUAAUGCUAGAAACUUUGAGAUGGAUUUCUCAAUGGCAAGACGAGCCACUGAUAGGUGGACAAAGUCAGAAGCUAGGCUUAUUAACUCUAAUUCAUGUAAUCUGUCAAGGAAUGUAACAACAGCGGGAAAAGUGUUAGAAUCUGCAGGAGGCAGGAAGUCUGAAGGUUUUGUACCCGGAAAGACAAUCUAUAACCCUCGAGCUUCUUAUCCAUAUGACAAUAUGACGUCUGUAUCAACAGUUCUGAAUGCCCCAGGCUCUGCAAAAUCUCUCUUACCAAUCAAUCAGAGCUCUCUUGGUUAUGGGCAGAAUGCCAGUCGCACAGACAGCGUGUUGAAGUUUACUAGUGGUUUGGGCCCAGUAGCUCAGAGUAUGUUGGAUAAUGGACCUCUUAUGCGUCAUAAUGAGCCCUUACACCAUGAAUCCCAAGCUUUUAACCAACAGAAAGUUCCAUGGACAGCAUAUCCUGGAAGCAGGAUGCUCUCUUCUGUCUAUCAGAAUCCCUUUGGAAGCACUAUGAGGAGUUCCAAUCAGAACCCAGUUCGUAACCACCAGCAAGUUCCGUGCACAGCAUCUACUGGAAGCGGGAAGCUUCCUUCUGUCUAUGAGAAUUCCCUCGGGAACCCUGCGAGGCUUUUCGGUCAGUACCCAGUCCAUAACCACCAGCAAGUUCCAUACACUGCAUGUCCUGGAAGAGAAAAGCUUCCUUCUGUCUAUCAGAAUCCGCAAAUUCCAUCUGCAGCAUAUCCUGGAAGUGCAAAGCUUCCUUCUGUCCAUCAGAACCCCUUUGGGAGCCCUGGGGGUGCUUUCGAUCAGUACCCAGUUCGUGACCACCACCAAGCUCCAAGCGCAGCAUCUCCAGAAAGUGGGAAGGAACCUUCUGUCUAUAUGAAUCCCUUUGGGAGUCCUGUGAGGGUUCACGAUCACAAUGCAAAUGCUCAGAGGGAUGAUUUCAACUUUGGAAGCACAUCAACAUCUAAUGGAGGAAAUCAGUCAAUGUUUGAUGGCAUGAGUUUAGAUGAUUUCCUGACAUAUCUUCUCAAUUUAUAAUUGCCUCACAAUAAUUGCCUACCCAAGAGGAGCAUCGUGCUCCUUCAUGACUUUGUGCUUCCCCCAUGAUUGCAAGGUGGACUCAGCUUAACCAACCUUCGAGUCUGCAUGGACUUGCUUAGUGAAAUUAUCUACCUAGUGCUAAUUUCUUCCUUUAUAAUAUGAAAGACAUCGGCAUCUUGGUCCAGUAUAAACCCGUGGCUUGACAAGGAGGGUUAUUCCCGUACUCUUGUUGUUGCUGUUGUAGGGCUCACAUUUGUUCGAGAACUCCUUUGAGAAAUAUUAUCUUUUGAAUGCUCCAGGAUCAGUUCCAAUGCUAUGAAUUUUUCUUCUCC